AUGGAGAUCGAUGAGUUGGAAUAUCUAAAUUUGGAUAUUGACUAUGAUCCCCAGGUCGAAGACAGAUCUACAUUGUUCAUGAAACAGACAUUGAUGCAUUCCCCUAUAUUCCAGAACAUUUUCCCCCGGUUUCAUGUAUCUACUGCUAAUAACAUUCGUCAAAUCAGGAACUUAUCUCAUCAAGAUGAUAGUGAUCAGUAUCUUUCAUUACAAGAAGAAGACUCACAAUUUGGAACCUUCAACGAUGAUGACCUACUCAUGGAUAUGAGUCAAUCACAAUCACAAAAUAAGGACGUUAAAGACAUGUAUGAUACUGAUAACAAGACUACCAAACUUCAGAUCAUAUCUGUUAUAGUGAAGAAUACCAGUCUAUUAGUCAAUGGUUUACAUUUUCCCUUCAAUUCCAAUAUAAGAUCGUCGUGUAUCAUAAAAGGUAUAAGAAACGAACGAGUUCAAGAGGAAGAUUCUUUGCUUAUAUCACUAAAAUCGGGAUUCUUAUUGUUGAUAAGAUUCUUUUAUGUACCAAUAACAUUCCAUGAUAAUGACUUUAAUGAAAAUUUCGGAGACAAGAAGAAGGUUUUUAAACCAUUUGUGGUCCAAUGGUGGGAUACGUCUAGUGAAUUACGGUCUCCUUCGAUAUUUUCAUCAGGUAAUAAUUUAUAUUCCCAUUGUUCAGGACUUGCAGCUGUUUCUACAUCAUCUUCCAGCUGUUUCAGGAUAUAUAAUUGUAAUCAUACCAAAUUGGGAGUGGUCUUUCAACCCCAUUAUAAUGUCGUGGUAGAUGGAAGUAUCCUACAUGGAUGUUUUGCUCAACCUAUUAAAGGUAGUAUUCUCGAUAACCAUGUUAUGUUCUUAACUAUGAACUACACAACCGUGUCCACUUUAGAGUUAAACCUUUAUUCAUGGAUUACCACCGACAAAAUCAACGAAAGUUUGGGGAAGUCAUCUUUACCUUUACCAGGAGAUUUCCCCCUUCCUAGUUUCAUCGCUUCUUUGAGUAACAAUGGGAGUUUCCUUUUUGUUACCCCAGGAGAAUUGAUCAUAAUAACUGUCCAUGAUAUAACGUCAGCAGAAUUCAAUUUCAAAAGAGAGAGAUUCCCAGGCUCUUUCCCUACUAAUUACUAUUAUCCGAAAACCAAUAUCGUUUUGAAUACCGAUGAAUCAAACAUCGAUGAACUACUCAUUUCCACUGACAAUGGAUCCAUUUAUUCUGUUAUUAUCAAUAAGGGUGUUAUCAGUCAAGUAAAGUUGAUUGUUAGGAUAUCUGACCCUAUAUCCAUUUUCACUCUCGAAGCCAAUUCCAAUGGCUAUGAUUUGAUCUAUGGUAGUGAUACGGGAUUAAACAGACACAUAUUUAUCGAGAAAUUAUUGACCGACACCACUCCCAAUUCCUAUAGUCAAUCUUUGCUAUUGACUAGUUAUAAGAAUUGGGCUCCAAUUUUUGAUGUUCAAAUAAUUGACUCCUUCAAAUCAAGAAAUUGUUAUCAAAACACCAAAAAUGAAUUCUGGUGCAUUUCAGGUAUUGGGAAAAGGGCAAGAUUGAGUCAUUUGAGAAAUGGUUAUUCUCUAGCUAGAACCACUACUCCUUAUCAAAGUUUACGAAAAGUCGAGAAGAUGUUUGUGUUAGACAUUCAUGGAACAACGUAUGUAUGUUGCAGUCUCCCUUUCGAAACAGUGUUCUUAGAAUACCAACCUCAAAAUGAUGACCCUUUGAUAGAAGUCAGUGAGGUUUGUAUUAAUUAUGACAGUCCAACAUUAUUGAUGUCAAUGGUAUCUGAAGAUUUGUGUGUCCAGAUCACCCCCCAUAAAGUCAUCAUUACAUCUAUAGGUUCCUUUGUUGGUUUGAAAGACUAUGAUGAAGUCAUUGUUAUUUGUGAUAUCAUUGACGAUAAAGUAAUCAUUGUAUCCCAGUUAGAUGCUACUAAUUAUCAACUCGAAUUGCUUCAAAUAUCCACCGAACUUACAAUCUUAUAUAAGAGUGAAGUCAACAUGCAAGUAUCAUCAUUAAAGUUGAUCUCUGUAGAUGAUGGGUUGUCGAUCGUCCUUGGUAGCUUUGAGUCCGAGGUCCGAACUAUUGAGUUGGUCAAAGGGGCUAAUCAUAUGCAAGACGAAGACUCGCUCACCUUUAUGGAAAAUAGUGUGUCUACAGUUAAUCUUCAUGAAUUUAUAGAUACUGAUGAUACACUUAUACCUCAAAAUAUGCUUUUUGCCAAUGGGCGAAUACUACUAGGUACUAGGGAUGGGUAUCUUUUCCAAUUUAAUCCUGGGAUGUCAUUUCAAAAUUACUACAAGUUAAGUGAUACUAACGUUGAAUUACACCAAGUAUCUUCGAAUCUUAAUAAAAUACUUGUAUCGUGCAAAUCUUUGUGGUUGGUAGAUUUCGACGAUUAUGGACAUCCGGAACCCAUCCUUUUUGACGAAAAGAAUGAUAAGAUCGUUAAAACAGUUGCUCCCAUGAUUUCCCAUACACAAGUUGGUUUUCUGUUAUUGAUGGUCAGAGAUGAGGGAUUAUCUGUGGCUAAUAUUUCAGAUUACAAGAUUCCCAACAUUAAGCAAAUUAAUAUUGGUGAUGCAGCAAAGAAGUUUAUCUAUUUGCCCUUCCUUUCAGUCUUCAUGAUUCUAACUGAUUCCAAAGAUGCCAAAGCGAGGUUGAGAUUUGUAGACAGGAAGACAUAUAAACUCUUGCCACACACUGAGAUGGUUAGUCGGCUGAAAGGUCUUGAAGAUAGCAUUUUUGAAAAAGACGAAUAUCCUGUUUGUUGUAAGAUUUGGUCAUUGGAUAAGUUGGGGAAGAAAUCGAAAAAGAUCUUGAUUGGUUGUUCCAAUGGAACAAAGGGCUCGUUCAAGAUUCUUGAUAUAACCAAAGUUUCCACUGAGGAAAACAAACUGGCUAUAAAAUGUGUUCAGUUGAUUGAAUUUAAACAUUCGAGUCCUAUAAAUUGUAUCGAACAAGUCGAUAGUAACAUAAUUUUUUCCAGUGAAAAUUCUAUUUAUUCCACAGUGUAUAAUAUUGAAGGUAAAAGAUUACAACCUGUAUCAUCAAUGGUAACAUUAACCAGUCCAAUUACUUCCAUUGUGGUUGAAGACAGUUUGAUCAGUUUAACCACUAAAUUUGAUUCCAUUUAUCAGUUCAUGUUCAAAAAAGAGGAUCUUAAAGCUUCAUUAUCUUUUAUUGCUGAAGAUCCCUUGUCCAAAUCAAUAGCCAAUCAUGCUAUUGUUGGGGAUAAAGUUGUAGUUGCUGAUAAAUAUCAUUCGGAUAUAAUCAUCAUGGACAAGAAAGCUAAGAACCUCGUUUCUACUGGUACCUACAAAACUUUCGGUGUUCCUCGGGUUUAUAAAGGAGAUUUUCAAUAUUACUGGGCUCCCAACCAUUGCAACAAUAGCUUUGUUUCUGUAACAGUGGAUGGUGAAGUGACCAUAUUCAAGGAGAUCAAUGAAGAUUCACUCGAAUAUCAAGAUUUAGAUAAUCAUUUUAAUAUUUCAGGAAAACCACAAGACAAGCUAUUCCCCGUACAAGUUUGGGAUGCUCCAUUUACAGAUAAAAUCACCGGAAAAGGAUUGAAAUCCAUUAACAAACCAUAUUUCCGGAAUAAGGAUAAUAAGAAAGGUAUGAUUGAUUACGAUAUUGAAGACAUUUCCAGAGUUUGUAAAUCCUAUACUUCUUUAUAA
Yamadazyma jaroonii is the source of this 3669-nucleotide messenger RNA. Lineage: Eukaryota; Fungi; Ascomycota; Pichiomycetes; Serinales; Debaryomycetaceae. The record is from the annotation of a GenBank genome assembly.